GAGAUAUAUAAUCCAGGAGCAGUUGACGAUGGCCCAAAGGUUGUGUUUGCUGCUAACGAUAACGGCGUGGGCGGGAUGGGUGGCUGGGCAGUCUCCCUACUGCAGCUUCACGCCCGAGCACACACUGUGCCGCGCGUCCGGCCUCGGCCCCACCUGCGGGUCCCAGGUGCCGGGGCGAGGCGUGAGUGCCCAGGACGCCGCCCUUAUCUUGGCGCAACACAACCAACUGCGGUCCCGGGUGGCCAUGGGGCAAGAGGGCCGUGGAGCGCCCGGGCCGCAGCCGCAGGCAGCCAACAUGAGGCUGAUGGAGUGGGACGACGAGCUGGCGUUAGUCGCUCAGGGUCAUGCCGAUCAGUGCAUCUUCGAGCACGAGUGUUCCGACUGCCGUCGCGUCUCGAGGUUCGGUGUUGGGCAGAACCUUUUCAUCAGCUUCCAGAGCAACUUCGACACACGCAUCCAGUGGGGGCGCGCCAUCAAGGCCUGGUAUGACGAGGUCGCGGAGUUCAGCCCGUCAGCCAUUCAGCCGUUCCAAUUCUCGACUCCCGUGGGCCACUACACCCAGAUGAUGUGGUGGAGCUCUUUCCGGGUAGGAUGCGGCUUCACUAAAUUAAUCUCAGAAUAUUUCCGCAGCCUCGGCCAUAUAACAAAACGAAAUAAACAAGGGUGUGACUCUCCCGGCCCUUUAUUUAAGAGCGAACAGUCCGGAGGCGUCCUGGCGAAUUUUGCACGGCGCUAUGUCUCCAGCUUUCCGGUACCAGCGAUUUUGAACCUUAUCGAGGUUACCUCGCCAGUGGGGUUUCUGUCGUCCUUGAUCUUCGGUGUCCUCGUUGAAUUGGCUCUUCCGAAAGCCUGCCAGACCAUGGUGGUUCGGCGCUUAGUCUCUUGUUCCUUUGAUGCGGAACUCAACGAGAUGAACUGGCUUAGGUAG
Messenger RNA from Penaeus vannamei (Pacific white shrimp), 928 nucleotides. NCBI's taxonomy places the organism in Eukaryota, Metazoa, Arthropoda, Malacostraca, Decapoda, Penaeidae. The record is from RefSeq and is a predicted model, not a curated record.